Cylas formicarius (sweet potato weevil) is the source of this 855-nucleotide messenger RNA. RefSeq lists its product as uncharacterized. The record is from RefSeq and is a predicted model, not a curated record. The coding region runs from base 160 to 693 and encodes 177 amino acids. The transcript has a single exon. NCBI's taxonomy places the organism in Eukaryota, Metazoa, Arthropoda, Insecta, Coleoptera, Brentidae.
ACGAUCCCACCAACCGAUUCGAGUCGACUGUGAAUAACCGUGGUACCUCCCCCGUCACGUAUUUAACAUGGCCACGCUCCUUUUUAGAAAUCAGAAGGUUUACUUCGAUCGCAACGAACGUUACGUGGUGCCGCAAAGCUUGCUAGCCGUUUUAGCAAAAUGGUCAUACCUAUCGAUAAGAGACAUUUGGACAACAGCGAAGACAAGAAAUAUAUCGGAAACAACCUUAAGCUGACGUUCUUGCAGAACAGCGGCAACAUUCUAGUGACUGGUAAUAACUGCGUCAUCCAAGUGGCGGACAAUAGGGGCUCAGUAAAGGUGGUGGGCAAUAACUGUAGAGUCAAAGUGAAUGAGUGCAAGGGGCUGAUAGACUAUGUGGGAAACAACGGCAAGAUAACCAUAGAUGAACAAUGCAGAGACGAUGCCAUCACAUAUAUUGGUAACAACGGUCAAGUCAUCAGGAGCAGCAAAAAUAGCUCGGAGAUCAUAUGUGGCGCUCCAAAUACUGCGUCGCUAGCAUCAAAUUUUACCAAAAGCAGAUCGGCGGAGAAGCUUUUGGCUCACUCUAGUUUCGUAUCGGACACGCAAUUUAAAGUAAUGCUCCCAAACUUGUCUAUAGAGCUAAGCUCUUUUCUAGCUUCAAAAGCGACUCUAGUUCGAGUAUCGAAUACAGAAAAGCGUGUUAGCCUUUAAGUUUUAUUGUAAUGCAGUGAGAAAUGAUUAAGUUCCUGUAAGUGUAGUUGCCAUGUCAGUAUUAUAUUUGUCAGACUGGAAACUCUUAUUUAUUUGUGUCGUUCGUGUUAUUUAUAUUAAUGUUAUUUUAUUCAUUUAAUAAAGGUCGCACUUUCUACAAAA